Diatraea saccharalis (sugarcane borer) is the source of this 1158-nucleotide messenger RNA. NCBI's taxonomy places the organism in Eukaryota, Metazoa, Arthropoda, Insecta, Lepidoptera, Crambidae. The record is from the annotation of a GenBank genome assembly.
AUGCCGUACCGAAGGCGCUUCUCCGCCAAGAUGCCGGAUUACGAUGACGACGUUACAGUCGUCGAUGUGUACGAUUUGGCAUCGGAUAUUGGCAAAGAAUGUGAAAUAAUUAUUGAAAAAUACGGACCUGACGCUGUAACAGCGUUGUUGCCUAAAGUGAUAAACGCUUUGGAGCUUCUGGAAAACCUUGCUGUGCGAAACGAAAAAGAAAAUCAAGCAUUGCAGGAAUUGACAGCGAAAAUUUCUCAGUUGGAAAAUGACAAGAUAGAGAAGGCCGAAUACAGGCAGCGCUUCGAAAAGGAAAUAGAAGCUAUCGAGGAGCAAUGGAGGACUGAGUCGGCCGAGCUGGUGACAGCGGUCGGCCGUCUCCAAGAUGAGAAUAAGCGCCUGAGACGUACUAUCAAUGCGCCCGCAGAUGGAACAAGCGCGCCUCCUUCGCCAGCCAGAGAGCAUGACCAAGAAGUUCUUUCGCGACUCAGCAGCACUGCGGAGAAACAGAGGGCGACACUCCGCCACCAAGAGUUGCAGUUGCAAGAUAAGCAACAAGUCAUCGAUGGGUUGACCAAUCAGGUGGAGAAGUUGGCCCAAGUCAGUCGGGACCUGAGACGCAAACAUAAGCAACUACAAAAUCAGAUGCGUCUGGUAUGCGAGGAGCGUUCCGAAUUGACGGCCAUAGUGCAAGCACAGCAACGGGACAUCAGCGCGCUCCAGCAAAUGAAUGCACAAGACAAGAAGUGCGCAGCGUGCGGCGCGGUAACGCCCGAAGGUGGCGACGACGAAGAUCAGUCGUCGAAGCCGACGUUCAGUGUGCGAGAAUUGCGCGCCAUACUGCACGAGAGGAACGAGCUCAAGCUGAAGCUGAACCGUGCCGAGGAACAGUUGCAGGCGUUACAGGUUGAACCGCAACAAGACAGCAGUUCAGAUACAUCGCCUUCAAUGAGUACGGUGGCGGCGGAGGAAGAAGAAGCUCCAGUUCAAGGGCCUCUUCCCGCCGAACCUGACGACGCGCCCUGGAAGAGGAACAGCGGAAUCAGGAAGUUUUUUCGCAAGCUCUUUGCUGAGUCUGAUAUCACCGUGGGCUCGUUCCCGCGCCGCUCGUUCUCCACGCUCGCGCACAAGAUGUCCGCGCCCAGUGGCGCCCCCACCGCCCCCGCGUAG